AUGGAAGCUUCCUGGCGCCAGGUGGCCGGUGGCCGGGGCCGAGCCCGCGGCCGGGCCGCCGCGGCCCCCUCCCCAGGAGAUGGACCCCAUCUGCGCGGAGCCGGCGGCGGGCGGGAGAAGGGGCCGCUGGGCGCCGCCGCGCCCGGCCCCGGCCCCGGCCCCGCGGCCGCAGGGAGCGCGGCCCGGCGCAGCCCCGCGGGGCCCGGAGCGCCGCCGCCUUCCGCGGGAGAGCUAAUGGCUCAAAGGAAAUUUGAGGAAAUCAAGAAGGCUAAUCAAGCUGCAGCCAAAAAACUUGUUGAAGAACACUUUAGCUCUUCCUCUGAAGAAGAAGGAGAUGAAGAUUUGGAAGGAAAACAGGGAAGAAUAGUUGCUAAUACAUUUACAACUUACACUACUCAAACAGAUGGAGAUGUACGUGAAUUAGAGCGAACGAGACAGUAUUUAAAUGAAGCUUUUCAAGCAGGGGCUAUGACAUGCUUAAUUUGUAUUGCUUCAGUGAAGAGAAACCAGGCAGUUUGGAGUUGUUCAGGAUGUUUCUGUAUAUUUCACAUGCCCUGUAUCCAGAAGUGGGCUAAAGACAGCCAGUUUCUGGUAUCUUCUUUGACUGAUGACGAUUUUGGAAGGAGAGAUUAUCCCUGGCCUUGUCCAAAAUGUAGGUUUGAGUACAAACGAUCUGACACACCUAGUAGGUACUAUUGCUAUUGUGGAAAAGUUGAAGAUCCACCUUUAGAUCCGUGGCUUGUGCCUCAUUCAUGUGGCCAAGUAUGUGAAAGAGAAUUUAAACCUCCUUGUGGCCAUAAAUGUUUGCUCCUCUGUCAUCCAGGGCCCUGCCCUCCUUGUCCAAAGAUGGUCACAACUACUUGUUACUGUAAGAAAGCAAAACCCAUCCCUCGAAGGUGCAGUACCAAGGAAUGGUCCUGUCAGCAGGCAUGCGGGCGGAAGUUGCUUUGUGGACAACAUAAAUGUGAAAAUCCUUGUCAUGCAGGAAGUUGUCCGCCCUGUCCAAGAGUUAGUAGGCAAAAGUGUGUCUGUGGCAAACAAGUAACUGAAAGAAGCUGUGCAAGUCCACUGUGGCACUGUGAUCAAGUAUGUGGAAAAACCUUGCCAUGUGGUAAUCAUACAUGUGAGCAAAUUUGUCAUGUUGGUGCUUGUGGAGAAUGCCCUCGAUCUGGGAAAAGAUUCUGUCCAUGUCAGAAGUCAAAGUUUUCUUUGCCUUGUACAGAAGAUGUACCAACUUGUGGAGAUAGCUGUGACAAAUUGCUUGAAUGUGGAGUCCAUAGAUGUUCACAGCGUUGUCACCGAGGUCCUUGUGAAACAUGUAGACAAGAAGUAGAAAAGCAAUGUCGCUGUGGAAAGCAUACAAAACGAAUGCCAUGUCAUAAACCUUAUCUCUGUGAAACUAAGUGUGUCAAGAUGCGUGACUGUCAGAAGCAUCAGUGUAGGAGAAAGUGUUGUCCUGGAAACUGUACACCUUGUGAUCAAAAUUGUGGACGGACUUUAGGUUGUAGAAACCAUAAGUGUCCAUCUGUCUGCCACAGAGGGAGUUGCUAUCCUUGCCCAGAAACUGUAGAUGUGAAGUGCAGUUGCGGUAGUACAAAGGUGACAGUACCCUGUGGCCGAGAACGUACCACAAGACCACCCAAGUGUAAAGAGCUAUGCAGUCGCCCACCAACUUGCCAUCAUACAAGUCAAGAAAAACAUCGUUGUCACUUUGGCUCUUGUCCUCCAUGUCAUCAACCUUGCCAAAAAGUGUUGGAGAAAUGUGGUCACUUGUGUCCUGUUCCAUGUCACGAUCAAGCAUUAAUAAAGCAAACUGGCAGGCACCAGCCUACAGGCCCUUGGGAACAGUCUUCAGAGCCAGCAUUUAUUCAGGCUGCUUUACCUUGUCCUCCAUGUCAAGUUCCUAUUCCUAUGCAGUGUCUUGGGAAGCAUGAGGUGAGUCCACUCCCGUGCCAUGCUGUAGGACCCUACUCCUGUAAGAGAGUUUGUGGACGAACCUUAGAUUGUCAGAAUCAUAUGUGUAUGAAAGAAUGCCACGAAGUAACUGAAACUGAAGCCUGCAUUGGCAAAAAUAAGGCUGGUCCAGAAUGCCUCCAGUGUGAAGAAGGGUGCUCUAAACCACGGCCCGUGGGCUGUCCUCAUCCGUGUGUUCUGCCAUGCCACCCUGGAGAGUGUCCUCCCUGUGUUCAGAUGCUUAGAAUAAAAUGUCACUGCAAGAUCACAACCCUAUAUGUGGAAUGUAGAAAAAUAACCACAGCUGAUGUAAAUGAAAAGAACCGCCUCAGUUGUUGCAAAGAUCAGUGUCCUAAAGAGCUUCCUUGUGGUCAUAGGUGCAAAGAGAUGUGCCACCCUGGUGAAUGUCCUUUUAAUUGCAACCAGAAGGUAAAACUUAGAUGUCCUUGUAAAAGAAUUAAAAAGGAGUUUCAGUGCAACAAAGUACGUGAAAAUCAGAUUUCAAUAGAAUGUGAUGCAACGUGCAAGGAAAUGAAGCGGAAAGCCUCUGAGAUAAAAGAAGCAGAAGCCAAAGCUGCACUGGAAGAGGAAAAUCGAAGACGCCAGGCUGAACUGGAGGCUUUUGAAAACAGACUGAAGGGUCGUCGGAAGAAGAACAGGAAAAAAGAUGAAGUGGCAGUUGAGCCAACACUGUGGCAGAAGUAUAAAUAUCAUCUCCUCCCAGUGUGUGCAGUUUUGGUGUUAGGGUUUGCAUGGUACAUAGCCCCUGGUGCGGCUUAA
Pipistrellus nathusii (Nathusius's pipistrelle) is the source of this 2733-nucleotide messenger RNA. The record is from the annotation of a GenBank genome assembly. Lineage: Eukaryota; Metazoa; Chordata; Mammalia; Chiroptera; Vespertilionidae.